This is a messenger RNA of Lycium barbarum (goji berry), 951 nucleotides long. Its product is annotated as probable membrane-associated kinase regulator 4. Gene Ontology annotation, molecular function: kinase inhibitor activity. Gene Ontology annotation, cellular component: plasma membrane. The record is from RefSeq and is a predicted model, not a curated record. NCBI's taxonomy places the organism in Eukaryota, Viridiplantae, Streptophyta, Magnoliopsida, Solanales, Solanaceae. The transcript has a single exon. The coding region runs from base 1 to 951 and encodes 316 amino acids.
AUGGCCAGAGAUUUUCUUCCAUCACACAAAGACCACUUUGAUGAAGAAGACUACAUAGACAUUGAAGUGAGCUCCUUCUCUUACUCUUCAUGUCCUAAUUCUAAAGUGCCUUCCUCUCAAAAUAGAGAAUUUGAGUUUCAAAUGGCCUCAAUAACCAAUGACAAAAAAUCCACAACUUCCCAUGCAGAUGAACUUUUCUACAGAGGUAGACUCCUUCCUCUUCACCAAAAACUCUUUCCUCUUCACCAAAAAUUACUUCAAACAGAUUCCUUUGAAGAAGAAGAUUUAGAAGAAGAAGAAAGUUUUUGCAUAAACUUCUUGAUCACCCCAAUUUGUUCUCCAUCACAAUCUUGCAGGGUGAGUUUUGAACUUAAGCCAAUUGAGUGGUCCAAUAUUGAACUCACCACUAGUAGUAGUUUCAUAGAUAACCAUAAUAUAAGACCUAAGAAAUUGUGGUCUAAGCUCAUUAAAGAUUCUUUAAUCAGCCACAAGUUCAAAGCUUCAAGGGCUUUUAUUAAAUCUUUGUUUAGAAAAACUUCUGGUUCAAAUGGGAACAGCUGUUCUAGUAAAGAACUGAAAGUGUCCAAGAAAAACACCCCUUUGAAAAACACUACUAAUGGUUCAAGUUCAAGAUUAGCCAGUAUAAUAAAGAACAUUGACAGAGCUGAUGGUACAAGGUCCUUUCCAGCAGCAGAAAUGAAGUGGAAUUCUCCAAGAAAUUGUUUGUCUUCCUCUUCAACUAAGUCUUCCUCAACUGGUGGUUCUUUCUCAUCAUCUAAUUCUUGCUUCAACUCCAAUAAUGGUUUUUAUGAGCUGAAUUUGACUUCAGAUAUUGACGGUUCAAUUGAGGGUGCUGUUGCUCAUUGUAAGAAGUCCCAAGAGCUUACCAUCCCAACAAACAAAUUGAGAGAAGUUGGUCACUGUGAAGUCUCGCACUGGUUGAGGAAAUGA